This is a messenger RNA of Nematocida ausubeli, 2712 nucleotides long. RefSeq lists its product as uncharacterized. NCBI's taxonomy places the organism in Eukaryota, Fungi, Microsporidia. The record is from RefSeq and is a predicted model, not a curated record. The coding region runs from base 1 to 2712 and encodes 903 amino acids. The transcript has a single exon.
AUGCGCAUGCGUAUGAAGAUAAUGUUUGUACUUGGUAUAUCUACAGUGCUAUCUGCACAGCAGGUGCUUGACUAUGCAGGCCCAGAAGACCGCAGUACUAUAGUGCACGGCUACAUAAGCGAUGAAGUUAUAGCACGAACAGACAUUGACCAAAUAUCCAAACAGCUUGAGCGUAACAGAAUGAAGAUGCUCGCAGUGAAUGGAAAACUUGCAAAGCACAGAGAAGACAUUGACAUGCCGCGUAAAAAUAAAAGGAUAAUCACUGUAUCAAGUGGCCUUCAGGACCUAAAGGAAAAAAUGACCCAAAAUGACACCCGAAUCACACAGCACAUAAAUAAGCUGCAGGAACUAGCAAAAGUCAUUUCAGAUAUAGAAGAAGAGCAGAAAAAAAGAAAAACCAUAGAAACAUGGUACGCAGGAAUAAUUGCUAGGGAAGGAUCGGGUGCACUUGCUUCUGAGGCUCCUUCCCAUGGAACUGCUUACUCAGACGCCAGAAGAAUAGAAGAAGUCUACCAAGAGGUGCAGACUAUUAGAGACUUGCUCAACGAAGAAAUGGAUGAAAAGAACAAGCUUCUUGAGGAGAAAAUGGUAAAAGUCAGAACUGCAGAAAACCUUCUAAGAAUAGUUAGAGAACAUACAGAAAAGCUGAAAGAGAGGGUAUUCAGCCAGAAAUAUGAUCAGAAACCACCAAAAAGAAAAGUUCCCAGAAAAUUAACGAAACAGCACCAUCUGCUCUACAAGAACAGGCACUUGCUCUCUCUUCAAAGAAGCAAGGCUUUCUUGCUGAAUGAAGUUGUGGAUAUAUUCUACGGCAAGUCAGUUAAGGAGAUAGAUGCAGCCUUGCCUGAGAUAGAGAAAAAACUAAGAAGCCUGCUAAUAUACAACUACUCCUGUGCGAAAGUAGAUUACAGACGAAAAACAAAGAACUUUAUAGAUAUCAUAAGAAGCUACAAAACAGACGUAUGGAGUGAGAAUAGACUAUGCAUGGCCAUGGACAGAGGAUUUCUGUCUCUUUUGCAGAUGGACGAAAUCUUGGAUGAUGAUAGGCUGGAUGAUGUUUUAGCAAUUAUGUACAGACUGUACAACGACAAAGAGCCCUGCUGGCUAACCAUGGAUGAAUUUUUAAACCAUUUCUAUGACAUUUUGAAUGUUCAUCUGAUUCUAAGCUCAGGAAAUGCAGCAGAGUCAGACUGGAGGACAAAAGUACUUUUCUACCAGCUGCACGGGUUUAUUUCUAGCAUAACAAGCCAAGAGGAUAUUUUUGCAAUAUGCGCUAAAUUGGAUAAACUGAAUACUUCUUUCCUAGAGUACGGAUACUAUGCGGAUGCGCAGCUUAUAGUUCCAGACAACGAAAACACAGAAAAGAAUGCAUACUCCUGGAAAUACAGCGGAGGCAUAUACAGCAGAAUACACCAGUGCAUGAGCGUGCACGACUCUAACCAUGCAUCAAAAGAAAGCAGGCUGCUAAUGGAUCUGCACCCACUCCUACACAUACUGAAGGAAAAGACCAUUCCAAUGCGAAUGGUUUACUCGUCAAACGACUAUGUGGAAGAAAGAAGAAAUGUGUGCAUAGUUGAAAUAGGGUACGAAGAUGCAGACAGCGUAGUAUACCGCACAGAUCAAAUGACAUACAAAGAUGCGUGCGACUUUUGCAAUGCACAAGAGAUAAACAUGAUCAUUGACCCGUGUCUUCUUAACGAGGCAAGCAUUCUGAUAGAAAAGUAUGUGCAUCCGUGCUGCAAGGUGCACUUCACGGGGCUUAGCAUGAAUGCAGACCCAUCAGCCGCAAUGAACCGAGAGGUGUUCGAUAUUAUUGGUGCUCCCGGGAGCAGAGAGAAGCAGUCCCUGCAUGACUUCCUGCAGAAUAGGCUAACUGCAAGUAAGUGGCUGUGGUUUCCAAUUGUAUCUGCAGUUGGUGUGUGCUGUGCACAAGCCGCCAUACUAAUUAAUGAUGGCUCUCUUUUUUUUACAAUAUUCCCAAUAAUAAUUGGCACGUGCGGUAUUCUUAGGGCUGCAGUGAUUCGGGUGGGUCUUGAAACAAAAUCUGUAAUACUUGCAUUUAAUAUUAUUAGUUCUGGAAUAUGCCUCGCCAUGCUUGUGUACUUCUGUGAUAUCUUUUGGAGGGCAAGUGAUCUAACUGACUAUCUGCAAAUAAUUAAAGUUGCGUACAGUAUACUUGGUGGAGUCUCUGUGCUGGGCAUUUUAUUAACAUAUUUUACAAAAGUCAGAAGAUAUGUGUAUGGAAGAAAGUACAGUAUAUCUAACUUAGUGAAGUACAUGUGCUAUGUACUAAGCAUAACAGCCUCGUUUUUAGUCCCUUUUUCGUAUGUUCUUGGAAGCCCUGAGUUACUCGGCAUUUUUAUGGGGUGCAACAUUGGAAUGUUCUCAAGCAUAUUUUUCUAUAUAGGAUGUGCAUACGAGAAGAUGCCUACGCAGCUAAAAAGUGAUAAGUGGAUUGCUGCAGAUAUUUCUGUCCUGGGGAUAACAUGCCUUAGUGUAGCCACUGGGCUGGCUCUCACAUUUGUCGUGCAGGUAGAAUACGGCCUGCUUGAGGUGCUUCCAAUAAUUAUGGGAGGAAAAGAAGUUGCAUUUUCUCUUUUUAAAGAAAAGAGAGUUUCGUAUUAUGAUGCUAUGCGCAAUAUAGCUUCGCCGCCUCCUGAGUCAUCUCUGGAUAGGCUCUUCAGGAAUGCAGUGAAUAUAUUGUUUGGAUAG